Molecule: messenger RNA, 2347 nt
Organism: Etheostoma cragini (Arkansas darter)
Lineage: Eukaryota; Metazoa; Chordata; Actinopteri; Perciformes; Percidae
Product: E3 ubiquitin-protein ligase TRIM41-like
Exons: 7
Coding region: 114-1721 (535 amino acids)
Molecular function (GO): zinc ion binding; protein binding
Source: RefSeq, a predicted model, not a curated record
GCUCGUCUCGAGAGGAUGAGUAUUGAAUUGUUAGUGCUGCCAUAACUACUUCAUGGUCUUGCUUAGGAAAGAGUCUGGAAGUUACAGAAUAUCUGCAGAUAUCAAAUUUCAUCAUGACAUCUUUCAGUGUCCUUGCUUCAUUUCCGGAGGAUAAUCUCCAGUGUCCCAUCUGUCUAAAUGUCUUCAGUGACCCGGUCACCACACCUUGUGGUCAUAACUUCUGCAAGACCUGCCUCAGCCAGCACUGGGACAAGAGUGAUUUAUGCUGCUGCCCGAUGUGUCAUAAAAGAUUCCACAUGAGGCCUGAGAUCUCCACAAAUGUGGUUAUCGAGAAUAUUUCAGUCCAAAUAAAGAAGAGGAAAGUUGAGACAUCUGAAAGCGCUGUAACACCGGGGCAAGUGAAGUGUGAUGUGUGCGCAGACAUAAAGUACAAGGCCGUCAAGUCCUGCCUGGUGUGUCUGACGUCGUAUUGUGAGGGCCACCUGGAGCCUCAUGGGCGAGUUCCUUCCCUGAUGAGACACAAGCUGAUCGACCCGCUGGAGAAGCUGCAGGAGAGGAUUUGUGAGAAGCACGAGAAGAUCCUGGAGUUUUUCUGCAGGGUUGAGCAGGUGUGCAUCUGUCUGCUGUGCUGUGAGACAAACCACAAAGACCAUGAGACUGUGUCUGUUGAAGAAGAAGGGGCUCAACAAAAACAAAACAUUGAGUCCAAGAAAGCAAAGAUCAAAUUGAUGAUUGAUGACAGAAUGGAAAAGAUAAAGGAAUUUACAGACGCUUCUGAAAUAAUCAGAGAAAAAGCAAAUAAAGAGGUGGAUGACAGUGAUGAGCUCUUCAAUACUCUGGUGAAUCAUGUACAAGUGGCCCAUACUAACCUAAAAUCAAAUAUCGAAACGAAGUUCAAAAAAUCCCAAGUGAGAGACAAAGUCAUGAUUGAGGAGCUGCAGGAGGAGAUCGCCCAACUGAAGAGGAAGAACUGUGAGCUGGAGGAGCUUUCCCAAAGUGACGACCACCUUCACCUUCUGCAGACUUUGCAGGCCCUGAGCACCAUAUCCGACACCAAGGACUGGUCUAAGAUCAAGGUUUACCCAGACCUGUACAUGCAGACGCUCAGGAGAGCCAUGACUCAUCUUGUGCACACUUUCCUAUCACAACUGAAAACCCUGACAGACAUGGAACUGACCAGGAUGAGACAGUACAAAGAGGGGGUGACCUUUGACCCAUUCACAGCGGGCUGCCGCCUUUUGGUGUCUGAAUCUGGGAAAGUAUUAAAGUACAACAAAAUGUCAAGCCCCUCAUCGUCUGAUGACAUGGAGAGGUUCGACUGUCCCAUGGUUUUAGGGACGAAGGGCUUCACCUCUGGGCGGCACUACUGGGAAGUCCAAGUGGGCCUGAGAACGGACUGGGACGUUGGUGUUGCAAAGGAGACGGUAAACAGAACAAGGGUCACGCUGAAAAAAGAAAAUGGCUUCUUUGCCAUAGGAAAGAGGUGUUCUGAAUAUCGAGUUCACUGUACACCCAACACAGUCCUCCACCUGUGUCCCAGGCCCACAAGUGUAGGUGUGUAUGUGGACUAUAUGGAAGGCAGAGUCUCUUUCUAUGAUGUCGAAAGGAAGUUGCACGUACAUUCUUUCACAGGAGAGUCUUUCACAGAGAAGCUGUUCCCGUACUUCUAUCUGUACAGCUGGGCUAAGAAAAGUAAGCCUUUGGUUAUAACCUUAUUGUGAGACGAAGCAUUUGCUCUUUCUCUCAUUUGCUCCCUCCAACAGAGGGAGCAGUAGACUAGCAAUUCCUUAGUUCUGCAAGGUCAAAUUUUGGAUUUUUUGAGUCUGGUGGCUUUUGGCGAGGGCAUAGAUGUAUACAACGACUUCAAUCCCCCCCUGUAAACUUAAAUAGGGCUGUCUGACAUUAAGGUAAAGUGGUUAAUUAUUCUAACUAUAGUGUACACUUAAACAAAUACUGACUCAUUUGUGGCUAAAAUAUGUUUAGCAACUGCCCCCGUCGUCCACAGCCGUACAUAGCUUAGCUUCUUCGUCAGUACCCUUGCCUGCUUCUCCACUGGGGGAGUACCGACCACCAUCUACUGUAACUAAUACACUGACUAUGAAGUACCUCACACUUCCAAAGAUUUAAACUAUUGUUUCACAUUCUUCAAAAUCCACCACUUAUCCUGAAAGAUUAAUUGUAGAGUAAUCUGAUUGAACAUCCCAAAAAGGCCGAGAUCAUAAUUUGAAAUGUUUGAAAGGCUAAAAUAAUGUUAAAAAACCUACAACUUCAUGAACAGGCUGCAUAGGUUCUAAAAUUGGGUGAGCAGUUAAUCUUUAUGUCAACAACAUCCCCGUCCAUAACACUC